Molecule: messenger RNA, 462 nt
Organism: Drechmeria coniospora
Lineage: Eukaryota; Fungi; Ascomycota; Sordariomycetes; Hypocreales; Ophiocordycipitaceae
Exons: 1
Coding region: 1-462 (153 amino acids)
Source: RefSeq, a predicted model, not a curated record
AUGGCGGCCAUGGAGCUCAUCGUCGUCGUCCUCAACCACACCAACGAGGAGCUCAGCCUUGACGCUCAAUCCCCGCAGCUCGAGCAGGGCGAGUGGAUGACGGACUCGGCCGAGUCGCAACCGCCCCAGGAGAUCAGGGCUGGGGAGAGCGGAAUGUGGCGCUGCAAGGCCCGGCACGUGGGCGCGGGCAUCGCCGGCUCUGCCCAGUACCGCAUCGUCGGUUACGGUGCCAACGACCUCGUCACGCUCAACUGGGACGUGCCCGUCGUCGGCGCCAACAAGUUUGAGCACUCGUCCGAGACGGCCGAGUUUGGCGUCGAGGUCCUCGGCGGCAGCGGACGACAGGCCGUCGCCGUCUUCGUCUUCGGUGAGCGACGCCCGCCCUCCCCAUCUGCUUGCUCCGUCGACCCCCUCGCUUCUUCCACUUGCCCCGGCGCCGAAGCGAAAUGGCCCGUACGCUGA